Molecule: messenger RNA, 603 nt
Organism: Melanotaenia boesemani (Boeseman's rainbowfish)
Lineage: Eukaryota; Metazoa; Chordata; Actinopteri; Atheriniformes; Melanotaeniidae
Product: hemoglobin subunit alpha-A-like
Exons: 3
Coding region: 71-502 (143 amino acids)
Biological process (GO): hydrogen peroxide catabolic process; oxygen transport
Cellular component (GO): haptoglobin-hemoglobin complex; blood microparticle; hemoglobin complex
Molecular function (GO): oxygen carrier activity; heme binding; iron ion binding
Source: RefSeq, a predicted model, not a curated record
AAAUCGUCCUCACCAGAAUUUCAUUGCAGAGAACUUUCUUAAGUAAAGAAAACUUGAAGAAAAGGCCAAAAUGAGUCUUACUGGAAAGGACAAGACCGUGGUGAAGGCUUUCUGGGAAAAGGUGGCCGCUAAAUCUCCUGAGAUUGGAGGCGAGGCCCUGGGGAGAAUGCUGACCUCAUAUCCGCAAACCAAGACCUACUUUUCCCACUGGUCUGAUCUGAGCCCUGAAUCUCCUCAAGUGAGAAAGCAUGGAGCAACCAUUAUGGGAGCCAUCGGAGAAGCCGUCGGAAAGAUUGACGACCUUACAGGGGCGCUGUCCAAGCUCAGCGAGCUGCAUGCCUUCAAGCUUCGCGUCGACCCUGCCAACUUUAAGAUACUGGCACACAACAUCAUCUUGGUGAUGGCCAUGUACUUCCCUGGAGAGUUCACCCCAGAAAUCCAUGUCUCCGUUGACAAGUUCUUGAACAACCUGGCUCUGGCUCUGUCUGAGAGAUAUCGCUAAAACCUGGCGAUCCUGGAGCAUCGACUGCAUACGUCACCCAAAACAAUACGAGCACCACCUUUAACCUUAAGGGCUUGGUGAAUAAAUCGAAUAAAUAAUAA